AAUGUGCCACAUGUCUCCAGCAUGAAGCCUAAUCAAGUGGUUUGUCAUUUCGCCUUCCUGAGCCUCUACUGCGUACUGACUGCAGUGCGGGAGUCAGAAGGAGCUUAUGUUCCAGGAAGAUGUUUGUGCCCACAGACGCAGUCAGGUGUCAGGGGACAACUGAAAGAGCUCACAGUCUACCAAAAAAGUGCCACCUGUAACAACGUGACUGUCAUAGUAACACUAAAAAGGAACAGUGCAACUGUUUGCCUGGAUCCAGAGGCGCAGAUGGGCAAACAGCUGAUUCGCUGCUGGAAUAGAGCUACAAAGUUGAAUCGUGAUGUGAAGCUGUGUCUUAAGAGGAGGAGACGAAAGGGUGGUCGGCGCCAGAGGCAGCAAAAGAGGCCACAGGGUCACAACAGGAGGGCGUUAUCCUCCGACUCCCAGUAGUUCUGCAGGUUGACGAGUCGCAUAAAGCCACUGAGUGUACAGACUGAUUCGUGUUGCAUUGUGGGCUUGUUGUCCUUUCUAUAAAUGUUAUGAAGCUCAGAUAUUAUGGAGUCUGAGCUGCAAAUGUCUAAGAAGCAGGAAGCUUUGUUUUUUUUUUUGUAUAUGUGCAAAUUACUAUUUUAUUCCUAAAAACUAAGCCCUGGAGGCUUGGCAUAAAUGGUGACAGGUUAAGUUUUAAAGCACUGUAAAGUGGUCUGUGCACUAUUUAUGUGUAGUUCUGUCAAAACAGCUGGAAAACCAUGUAUUAGUAUAGCAUUGUUGGUUAUUUAUUUUUAUAUGAAAAUCCCAAAACGUGUUUUUUUUUUUU
Molecule: messenger RNA, 796 nt
Organism: Nematolebias whitei (Rio pearlfish)
Lineage: Eukaryota; Metazoa; Chordata; Actinopteri; Cyprinodontiformes; Rivulidae
Product: C-X-C motif chemokine 9
Exons: 4
Coding region: 22-429 (135 amino acids)
Biological process (GO): neutrophil chemotaxis; antimicrobial humoral immune response mediated by antimicrobial peptide; cellular response to lipopolysaccharide
Cellular component (GO): extracellular region
Molecular function (GO): chemokine activity; CXCR chemokine receptor binding
Source: RefSeq, a predicted model, not a curated record